AUGAAGAUUCUCAUGUUAGGAGUUGAUAUAGACAUUUUACCUUUAGAUGUGCAAAAAGUGAUCAUUGGUGAAGAAGAGAAGCAGGAGUGGAGCUCAAGUCUGCACCAGGAGGACCCAGAUCCUCCACACAUUAAAGAGGAACAGGAGGAACUCUGGACCAGUCAGGAGGGAGAGCAGCUUCAAGAACUGGAGGAGGCUGAUAUCAGCAAGUACAUAUUGACUCUUGUUCCUGUGAAGAGUGAAGAGGAUGAAGAGAAACCUCAGUCCUCACAGCUUCAUCAAACACUAACUGAGCAGAUAAAAUCAGAAGCUGAAGGAGAGGACUGUGGAGGAUCAGAACCAGACAGGAACUCACAUCCAGAUACACAUUUACAACCUGAUACUGAUGACAAGACUUCAGACUCUUCUAAACUUGACACUGAUGGCAGUGAUUUUUGGAAAGAGACAAGACAACAUCCGUCAGUCUCUGACAGUCAUGUGAGGCGUAAGACUGACAGGAAACGAUUAAACCCCUCUGAGAACGAUAAAGCUUUUACAGAAAGAGAAAGUCUGAGCCAAUACAUGCCAUUACACACAGAGGUAAACAGGGAGGUGAAGAAGGAGGACCCAGAUCCUCCACACAUUAAAGAGGAACAGGAAGAAGUCUGGACCAGUCAGGAGGGAGAGCAGCUUCAAGGGCUGGAGGAGGUUGAUAUCACCAAGUUCACAUUCACUCAUGUUCCUGUGAAGAGUGAAGAUGAUGAAGAGAAACCUCAGUCCUCACAGCUUCAUCAAACACUAACUGAGGAGAUAAAAACAGAAGCUGAUGGAGAGGACUGUGGAGGAUCAGAACCAGACAGGAACUCACAUCCAGAUACACAUUUACUACCUGAUACUGAUGAUAAGACUUCAGACUCUUCUGAACAUGACAGCGAUGACAGUGAAACAGAGACAGAAGACAGUGAUGAGUGGAAGGAGACCAGUGAACCUCAGUCAGGUUGUAAUGAGUUGAAAUCUGAGUGUUUUAGCCAAAAGGGAAACCUGACCAAACAUUGGAGAACUCACACAGAGGAGAAACCUUUCAGUUGCUCAGUUUGUGGUAAAACAUUUGUUAGCAAAGGAUCUCUUAAGAGACAUUUGAAAAUUCAUACAGGAGAGAAUCCAUUUGGUUGCUCAGUUUGUGGUAAAAUAUUAGUAUGCAAGGGGUCACUUAAGAGACAUAUGAGAAUUCACACAGGAGAGAACCCCUUUAGUUGCUCAAUUUGUGGUAAAAGACUAGUAUGCAAGGGGUCUCUUGGGAGACAUAUGAAAACUCACACAGGAGAGAAACCCUUUAGCUGCUCAGUUUGUGGUAAAAGAUAUGUAUGCGAAGUGUCUCUCAAGAGACAUAUGAAAUUUCACACAGGAGAAAAACCUUUUAGCUGCUUAGUUUGUGGAAAAAGAUUUGUUUGCAAGGAGUCUCUUAGGAAACAUAUGAGAAUGCACACAGGAGAGAAACCCUUUACCUGCACAGUUUGUGGUAAAUCUUUUACUCAAUUCAACCAGGAGGUAACCUUACAGCUUCACAUGAGAACCCACACAGGAGAGGAGACAUUUAGUUGCUCUGAAUGUGGUAAACUAUUUGCUUUAAAAAUAUAUCUCAAUAAACACAUGAAAAUCCACACAGGAGAGAAGCCAUUUAGCUGCUCUGACUGUUUUAAAAGAUUUAAUAAAAAGGGAAAUCUGCAGAGACACAUGAGAAUUCAUUCAAGAGAAACCACAUAG
Messenger RNA from Scomber scombrus (Atlantic mackerel), 1743 nucleotides. RefSeq names its product oocyte zinc finger protein XlCOF22-like. Gene Ontology annotation, molecular function: DNA-binding transcription repressor activity, RNA polymerase II-specific. Gene Ontology annotation, biological process: negative regulation of transcription by RNA polymerase II. Bases 1 to 1743 code for a protein of 580 amino acids. NCBI's taxonomy places the organism in Eukaryota, Metazoa, Chordata, Actinopteri, Scombriformes, Scombridae. The record is from RefSeq and is a predicted model, not a curated record. The transcript has 3 exons.